Hydractinia symbiolongicarpus is the source of this 1551-nucleotide messenger RNA. RefSeq names its product sorting and assembly machinery component 50 homolog A-like. The transcript is spliced from 2 exons. The coding region runs from base 37 to 1416 and encodes 459 amino acids. Lineage: Eukaryota; Metazoa; Cnidaria; Hydrozoa; Anthoathecata; Hydractiniidae. The record is from RefSeq and is a predicted model, not a curated record. Gene Ontology annotation, cellular component: SAM complex; outer membrane. Gene Ontology annotation, biological process: protein insertion into mitochondrial outer membrane; mitochondrial respiratory chain complex assembly.
AAUUUAAGGUCCCUGAGUGUAAGAUCUUAAAAAAGAAUGGGACUUGCUUUGGUGAAGAAUGUCAAAGCAGCAGACAAUGCACAAAGUUUUGUCUUCCUGAAUGAUGAUGUGAAUGUUGAUAAAGAUGGAGGUGAUGAUGAUUUGAUAGAUUUACAAGUUCCUGCUCGUGUUAAAAACAUACACAUUGAUGGGUUAUCAGUAACGAAAAAUGAAUUAGUAACUAAACAACUGGAAAGAUUAUUUGACUGUAAAACCUUUGACAGUGUCAUGACAGAAUCUCAUUUGUGUAAACUCAAGCUAGAGCGACUAGGUAUUUUUCGUGGAAUUGAAGUGUUUAUCGAUGUAGCAGAUAGUAAGAAGAAUGGCGAAUUUGAUGUGUAUUACUUUGUUAAAGAGUCGAGGCGUCUCAGUGCAAACGCUGGCACCCACGUGGGCCAUAAUGAGGGCAGCAUGUCAAUGGGUGGAAGAGUUAAUAACAUUCGUGGGUUAGGUGAAACGUUAAAAGCUAACGCCACAUUUGGUACUAGUGUUUCUUCAUCGUAUGAAUUUUCUUUCUCCAAACCCUUGCUGCAUGACCCUGACAAAAAAUUCUCUAUCCGAGCUUUAAAGUCGCUCACUGACUAUGUGCAGUCACAAUAUAAAGAAGACGCUAAAGGUCUUGUGUUAGAUUUUACACUUCCAAGUCCUUUUGGAGUCCAUACCCUAGCAUGGGACUACAUCUGGAGAGAGAAUAUUAUCAACCCAUCUGCACCCUUUGACAUUCGAGAACACGCUGGAAACAUGUUGAAGUCAGCAAUUAGGCAUUCUUUUGUCAGUGACGGACGUGACGACUGGAUUUUUCCGUCGGAUGGGCAUUUGCUAAAACACAAUAUAGAAUACAGUGGCGUUGGUGGUAACGUCAAAGGAUGGAAAACAGAUAUUGAACUCCAGUUGAAUAAAGAAUUGUUUUCAGACAUUAUCCUAGCUGCAGCAGUGAACACUGGUGUAUCACGCUCUCUUACCAACGAACCUUUAGCAAUCAAUGAUAGAUAUUUUGUAGGAGGGCCGCUUUCUGUGCGCGGUUUUGCAAUGAAGGGUAUUGGAAAUCAUUCGCUACAAGCUUCGAUGGGCGGGGAAGUGUUUUGGGCGUCUGGUUUACAUUUAUAUACGCCAUUACCGUUUAGACCAGGUCGAGGAGGAUUUGGCGAUUUAUUUCGAAUGCAUUUCUUCGCAAACGCUGGUAACUUGUCAAACACUGCAAAUUUAGAUAUGAAUGAGUUUAUAAAAAGACCGAGGUAUUCCUACGGUUUGGGACUUAUGUUCAUGCUUGGUGGUAUGGCCAGGCUGGAAGUAAAUUAUUGCAUUCCAAGGAAUGCGCAACCUGGGGAUAUCAUCAAUGAAGGUUGGCAAAUUGGCGUAGGGUUAAACUUUCUUUAACUUUUUAAGCUGACAUCAGACGAAAUGUAUUGUUUGUCAUAUAAUAGCAGUAUAUAUAAUAUUAUCAACAAAAAUAGCUGUAAAAUUAUUUUUGUUAAAGCUAAUUAAAUAAUCCUUUUAAAACUUUCUUUUUUU